AUGCGUCUCCAAAACAUUCAUCCGAUUGUGAUGAAACUUUGCACGUGUUUGCCAUUCGGCGGUGUGCUGAGGAGUGGCGAGGAUCGACGUGAGGAGGUGAGGGCGCGGUGGGGGGUGCGGCGGCGGGGGGUGGUGGGGGGCGCGGGGGGCGGCGAGGUAGAGCGCGAUUGGGCGGCGUUGCACGCCAGGCACGCCCCGCGGCGGCCUGCUACAGCGGGCCUCGCCAGUGUCCGCCAGACUGCCGAGCGCGCCGGGCCUCCCGCACCCCGCGCCUGCUCGGCCACGCGAUUCCGACCUUCCAAAACUCUACCGCGAGCCAUAAAAACGUUCGUGGUGGCCAGCGGAGCUUUACACCCGGGCUCGGGCCGAGCUUUCAUGGCUCAGCCUAGGUACGACGAGAGCCUCCACGGCGGGGGCUACAUGGAGGGCGGCGCGAUGUACCAUGAGCACAGACUCGCGCACCCCCAUAUCCCCCCCGUGCACUACCCCCCGCCGGCUGCGCCCGCGCAUGCGCUGCCCGGCGAACCGCUCGUCCACAAACGCGAUAAGGACGCGAUAUAUGGGCACCCCCUCUUCCCCCUGCUGGCGCUGAUUUUUGAAAAGUGCGAGCUGGCCACAUGUACCCCCCGGGACCCAGGGGUGGCCGGCGGUGACGUCUGCUCGUCUGAGUCCUUCAACGAAGAUAUUGCAGUCUUCAGUAAACAGAUACGUCAAGAAAAACCUUAUUACAUAGCAGACCCAGAGGUCGACUCAUUAAUGGUGCAAGCGAUACAAGUCCUACGGUUUCACCUAUUAGAAUUAGAAAAAGUGCACGAGCUAUGCGACAACUUCUGCCACCGCUACAUCAGCUGCUUGAAGGGCAAGAUGCCCAUCGACCUGGUGAUCGACGAGCGGGAGUCUGCGCGGCCGCCGGACACUAACGGCGAGCGAUCAGCGCCCGACAGCAGCCACGACGGCGCGUCCACGCCCGACGUUAGGCCACCUUCAUCGUCACUUUCGUACGGUGGCGCAGUGAACGACGACGUGCGCUCACCAGGCUCUGGUGGCACGCCCGGCCCUCUCAGCCAACCCCCGCCGCAGACGCUCGACGCGACGGAUCCUGAUGCCAUGGGCAAAUGGUGUGGAUCUCGACGGGAGUGGUCGUCGCCGCCGGACGUGGCGCGACGGGUGUAUUCCUCAGUGUUCCUGGGCAGCCCCGGUGAAUAUCCAGGGGACGCCAGCAACGCGAGUAUCGGCUCCGGCGAAGGAACGGGGGAAGAAGAUGAUGACACGAAUGGAAAGAAAAACCAGAAAAAACGUGGCAUUUUUCCAAAAGUAGCUACCAACAUACUGCGGGCGUGGCUUUUUCAACAUCUAACGCAUCCGUACCCUUCGGAAGAUCAGAAGAAGCAAUUGGCACAAGAUACAGGGUUAACGAUACUACAAGUAAAUAAUUGG
Messenger RNA from Brenthis ino (lesser marbled fritillary), 1437 nucleotides. The record is from the annotation of a GenBank genome assembly. Lineage: Eukaryota; Metazoa; Arthropoda; Insecta; Lepidoptera; Nymphalidae.